Messenger RNA from Dermatophagoides pteronyssinus (European house dust mite), 687 nucleotides. Its product is annotated as very long chain fatty acid elongase 6-like. Gene Ontology annotation, cellular component: endoplasmic reticulum membrane. Gene Ontology annotation, biological process: fatty acid elongation, monounsaturated fatty acid; fatty acid elongation, saturated fatty acid; very long-chain fatty acid biosynthetic process. Lineage: Eukaryota; Metazoa; Arthropoda; Arachnida; Sarcoptiformes; Pyroglyphidae. Gene Ontology annotation, molecular function: fatty acid elongase activity. The record is from RefSeq and is a predicted model, not a curated record.
GAUUAUCGAUUAUCAGCAUGGUAUCUUUUAUUUACAUUAUCCAAAUCAAUUGAAUUACUUGAUACUGGUUUUGUUUUAUUACGUAAAAAACCAUUAAUCGUUUUACAUUGGAUACAUCACCUAUUGACACUUAAUUAUUCAUGGUUUGUAUUUUCGGAUGCACCAGCUACCGCUCGAUGGAUGUGUAAUAUGAAUUAUUUUGUUCAUUCAUUAAUGUAUACAUAUUAUGCGGCAAAAGUAGCCGGUAUACAAAUAUCACGUCGUAUUUCAUUAACAAUAACAACAUUACAAAUUGCACAAAUGUUUGCCGGUUUAUUUGUUAAUUAUAAAGCAUUACAAAGAAAAUUAAUUGGUUUACCUUGUGAUGCAUCAUUGUCGGUAUUGAUUACCGGUGUUACCCUUUAUGGUUUAUUUGCAAUUUUAUUUAUCAAUUUUUUUAUUUGGACAUAUAUUAUAAAACGUUCAAAAAAUCGUAUCCGUACCGCUGUUCGUCAUUUUACAUCAUCAAACAAAAAUACAAAUAAUAAUAAUAAUAAUCAUAAUUUGGAUAAUGAUAAAACAUCUUUAAUCGAUAAAUCAACAGCAACAACAAAUAAUGGAUCAAUACAAUUUGUGGCCAAAAAAGUUCAAUAACCAAUAAUCCAAUGGCAAAAAGGAAUCAGAAUUUCAAAAAAAAUCGAUUUUUAA